AUGUCGAAGGACAACACUGGUUCAUUUGAAAACAUUGAACCUCCAACACCAAUACAAGCUUCUUCUGAAACAUCUCAAGUGCCAACCCCAAUGGUGAACAAUGUUGAUGAUUAUGAAUACCUUUAUGUAACAGAAGCACUUUCUGCUUAUCCAAAUUGUUACACCACUGAAUGGGAUGACAUGUUUGAGAGUGCUAGGGCACCUGUGUGUGAGGAUUUAUCUACCUAUUUUUUCAAUCCUCUUAAGCCACAGUUACCUUUGAGUGUUCUCAUACCAAGUGAGCCACAAAACACUAGUGUUGGUGACAGUCUUGUUGACUCUUCCAAAUUGGUUGUGGAUAAACCUCACAACCAAAUUUUGGAUUCUGCAGCAGCUGAUUCAUCUCUCAAGCCGAGGAAACGAGGCCGGCCGAAGAAAAUUAAAACUGAUGUUGUUGCAGGGUCGUCACAAAAGGUGAAUCAGCUCAGUCUUGAACCCAAGAAGAAACGUCUUCCCAAGUCCAAAUGA
This is a messenger RNA of Lathyrus sativus (Indian pea), 507 nucleotides long. The record is from the annotation of a GenBank genome assembly. NCBI's taxonomy places the organism in Eukaryota, Viridiplantae, Streptophyta, Magnoliopsida, Fabales, Fabaceae.